CUUUUCAAAAUGUUGUCACUACCGCCCAAUCAAAUCACAUUUUUUUAAUUUCACACAUUUAGGAGACUGACACACUAGAUAUAUAAAAAAUUGAAUUUCUCGUUGCCUUAUGCCAACUGAACUAUUUGAGAAGAAUCAUGGUCAUCCUUAUGAGUCAAAUACAAAGUGCAACAACAGUAUAAAAACAACAUGCUGUGAUGCAGACGACAAAGAGAAGAAUACAACCCAAGAUAGUUACACAACAGUGAAUGAAAACAACACAGGUUCGAAGAAAAGUGAGAUCAACCCACUGACAUCAGAUUUUCGCAUCCAAAAUUCCUCCAAAUCACCAGAGCUUACCAGUGGUCAGAAACAGCCUCAUUUAAGCUGUGAGUAUGGCUACAGCAGCUCGAAUAUCUCCGAUGAUGAAAUUGAUGAUUCCGAUGGUUCUAGCGAAUACAUCAGAAAACGUGUUGCUGAACUUAACGCUGAAUUAUUAAAAGAAAAGCAGUCUUCCGUUGAAGAUUAUCAAAAAAGGAAGCCUCGUGUUAAUUUUCAUUCACAGCUUGUAUAUUCAAGAACGAUAAGUGAAAAUAGCUAUGAAGAUUUAUGCAAUUCGGACAGGGACGAAAAAUACCAUUUAGCACAAAAAGAGCAGAAUAAUGAUGACACAACAGAUCAUAAGCCAAAUAUUUCUAUGAGAUCAAGGGAUUUUGGUGUAAUUGAAAGUGCUACAUCAAAGCAGGAAGGAAUUAGCAAUGUCGAGAAAACUAAUGGACCAUUGAACGAUAAUAUAUGCGUCUUUGCACCCAAAGGUGAUGUGACAAAGACACAGAAAAGCCAAAAGCCUUCAUCCAGAACAGACAACAGAAGGACAAUAAAGAAAUCAAAUAAUAUAAGGACUGAUCAAAAGAAUGCAACACCAUACAAUUCUAGCUCACUUAAUAACAAGGUAUCAUCCUGUGGACUAAACGAUAAAGACAGAGAAAAUGCUAUUAAAGCUUGGCAUCAAGCUAAAAACAGAGAAUACAUGAAAAGGAAAAUAGAAGAGUCUGAAAAACGCAAAAGGGAAGAAGAAUAUGCCCGUAAAAAAGAGGUAAGGAAAAUUACUGUGAGUAGAAACAAAACUUCCGCACGGAAGUAUUUAGAUUCUCAUGUAGUUAUUGUUCUGAAAUUUUUACGUAAAUUAGAUUGAAAACCAAAAGAUACGUGAGAAAAAGUUCACAGAAUGGUUAAGAAAUAAAUCUUUACAAAAACGUUAUGAAGAAGAAAUGAGACGACGUGAAAAUGAAGAACGAAAUUGUCUAACUGUUGUACAUUCUAGAAAAGCAUGUGAGAAGGCUUUUAAACAGUGGCUACGACGAAAAAAUCGUGAAGCUGAAGAAGAGGUAAAAAGAGCAAAUGAAAGGAUGAAAAUAACACGAAAAUUAAUGCGAAAUCACUAUAAUUCCCAGAAGCUUCUGCAGAGUAUCCAAAAAGCUGGUCUAUUUGAAAUUCUAUGUUGAUCAGAAACUAUCAGUAUGCAACUGAUUAUCAAUGAGUUAACUGUGAGAUUUAUAGCGAUUCUA
Trichobilharzia regenti is the source of this 1547-nucleotide messenger RNA. The record is from the annotation of a GenBank genome assembly. NCBI's taxonomy places the organism in Eukaryota, Metazoa, Platyhelminthes, Trematoda, Strigeidida, Schistosomatidae.